Molecule: messenger RNA, 1638 nt
Organism: Spirometra erinaceieuropaei
Lineage: Eukaryota; Metazoa; Platyhelminthes; Cestoda; Diphyllobothriidea; Diphyllobothriidae
Source: the annotation of a GenBank genome assembly
AUGUCCAUGGUUCAGCUGCAGGAGACGCGAAUUGGUCAACUUUUGCAGGCUAUUCGUCAUAAAGUGGAGCUCACUCUCCAAAAGCGCAUUCGUGCCAUCAUCAAGGCCUGGCAAAAACUGCUCUUACCAGGACAAGCCCACACUACUAUCAUUCCCCGGCUGGUCGAAAAUCGUCCGCUUAGCUCUGUGAACCUCACAGAACAUCUGAUUUGCUCAACUUCAUCCCCUUCAAGUAUAAACAACAGUGUCAGCAGCAGUGUAAACAACCUUGACCGUAUCCCUGCUGACCGUGUCACAUCAACCACCCCCAGAUCCUCCUCCGUACCCCAGACGGCAGACGAGCGUGCUGGCGGCACACCCGAUUUAAGCCACACCAGGCCCUCUUAUCCCUCAGAUCGGGCACCCCUCACGCUUUCUAAACACGCUGACCCUGACGUGGUCAACCGUGUGUUGCGGGAGCCUAUUCCAACCCCGAAGACAGCUACUACCCCUUCAGGUGCAAACAAGCAUGUCCUGUCAAAGGCCAACGGCUCUUCCCACUUGGUUGCAUCACCAAAACUUAACGGCCAGACUAACAGCAGUUCGAUUUCCAGACCGCUCCACACCUCCGCUCGCCACAAUGCCGGUCCUCCGCCGGAUCUAUCGGAGACGACGUCACAUGACCGGCGUGCUCCCACAACGGCGACAACUCAUCACAGGCUGGCCAAGGUUAAGUCGACAGCAGAGCUCAUCCGAGCUGCUGAGGGCUGUCUGGAUUCAGUCACCGUGGACCGCAUCCUCAGCAACCGCAUAGCCAAGGAGAGCGAUGAACCUCCACGUGUAGUCCCACCAACGGCUGUGCGCUCUGCCCGCCAUCCGAAAAAUGUCCCGCACUCUGCAUCAGUGUCGCAAAUAAACAAGUCGACGACAGCGACUGCGGUUGGUCGAUCGUCAGGUGACGUGCCCACAGCUAAGUCAGAAAUGAUGGCCAAAUUCCUCGAGAGCACAGUCAUGCAUCAUCAGCAGACAGAAAUAAAAACCCGAAUCCCCGAGUUGCCGGCUUCUGUCGGCGCCGGGGGCAGUCGAAUUGCCUCUUCUGCUCCAAGGUCACCGUCUGCUCACGAAUCCGACAAACUCGUGUCCACUCCACAGCAUGUUGACUCAGCCUAUUCUGGCGAUGAUUUGGAUGCAAUGAAGAGGCAACACAAGGACAGAAAACGACACAAACACCGAGGAAGGCACCAUGAUGACGCAGGCGGCAGUGACCAUGUCUCUAGACACCAUCGGAAGCGGACUACUACCACCGCGCCCCCCAUUUCCAAUCGCAUGAAUGAGUGGCCAGAGCUGCCUCCCCUGCCGAGCGAUGUCGAAAUGUCGACUGCUGCUGCGGACGAUGACAUGAAUGCACCUACUAGUCCAGAAUUGCGAGAUAUAAGUAACGUUGAUCGCCUCAUGUCGGGGUCUUGGCUCGGUGUGAAUUCCGUCCUAGACGGCGAACAAAAUCCCCAGCCAAUGACAGCACUCUACUCGGUCGGCCUGGAUGAAGAUAACUUGGUGCACGUUCUGCCCUGGGUCAAUUUAUACGACUACCAGCAGACCUUUUUCCCGUCCGACUCCAAUGAGCUUGAGCGCCUUUCUAAGCUACCUGAUCCCUGGUAG